Porites evermanni is the source of this 4912-nucleotide messenger RNA. The record is from the annotation of a GenBank genome assembly. Lineage: Eukaryota; Metazoa; Cnidaria; Anthozoa; Scleractinia; Poritidae.
AAUCGACGAGAAGGAACUGAAGGUGUAUCCAGUUUUAAGCCAAGUUAGUUGAUUUUCUUAUUUUUNAUGACAGGACUUGCCAACGAUCAAUUAAAAUAAAUAGCAUAGAAAAAAAAUUGCGCUCCAUAAGUCUGCAUAGAAAAAACAUUUUUUCCUGGAAUUUUUUUUAAAAGAAAGCUCUUAGUGAGCUCUAUUUAAUCAUCUAAAAAUUGCAAAUUUCGAAAAAGGGUGAUUUUUUACCCUGAAUAAUACCUUAAAGGGUUAAACUGACCCCUACAGGAGACUAUACUAAAACAGACAUCUCAGUAAGAGCUAUGGAUCUAAAUAAAUGCCAAGGAUGUUUUGUUGUUAGGUUUCUGUGAAGUCAGUGUCACGACAGUUUUUUGAUUCGUUCGACGUCUGAAUCGAACUUAUGUCAUUUGGGUAGACCCAAGGAGCUAUGUAGAUAUUACAUGUAUUAGUCGCGUACAUGAAAAGAUCGAUGUUUGAACUGGGCCUAAGAAAAAUAAAAUAAAAUAAAGUUCAUCACAGGGUAUAUUGUCAUAUCUCCCUGUCUCAAUCAAAAGCUUGUGGCUUCUUAUUACUAGUUUCAUUAAUGCUUUCCUAGAAAAAAAAACAAACAAACAAACAAAGUUUUAAGUAGCCCGUGAGGGGCUCUUGGCACUCGUGGUUACUCUGUAAACAUUAUUUCCUUUUAGGUCAGGCCCAGUGAAACAACCAUAAAAAAAACUUGUAACAGUUUUUAUCUCCCAUUAAAUAAUUCCUAUUUUAACCUGCCCGUGAGGAGGGGAGAGAGACUUCAAUUUCUAGGUUGCGUGACAAGUGUUUUUGAUACACCCUGUGAUGCACCGUACACUCACGCUCGUCGCUCCCAUGAUGCCCUCUGCCAGGAUUGUCUGACGUUGCUAAACGUUUUAUGCGCCGAUAAUCGACGAGAAGGAACUGAAGGUGUAUCCAGUUUUAAGCCAAGUUAGUUGAUUUUCUUAUUUUUCAUUUUCUUCAAGAGAACAUAAUAAAAAGCCUUAUGUUCUCUUGGCUGCUUUCAUUUGAUUUUUCUCAAUACGUUAAUGUAUUUGGGUUUAGGCCAAGAGCUAUUAUGGCUCUUGGUUUAGGCCGAUGUCAUGUAAUCACUCUCUCUCUCUCUUCUCCACGGCAAUGUUGAAAAUGAGGUAAAUUCCUCGGUAUUUUCUCUUUCUGUUAGUUACAGUGGAAUUUUUGACAACAAUGGUUUAACACAGUGAGACACUGUGAAAUUCGGUUUGUGCAGAUGUUUGAACCCAGAAGUCAUUUCAUAGGUAGGUGAAGCAUGAUAUCUUUCAUCGUGAUUUUAGUUAGACCUUAAUUCCAUACUCAACUUUGUAUAUGUCGAUCCACAAUAAGUCAGAAAACAAACCACAGGAACAAUCAGAUAUAGUGCAAGUAUUUAUCGUAAAGAAAACAGACAAUUUUAUUGUAUCUAAACGUCUUGCGUGACGGAAAAGUUUGAUGGCAAGUCCUACAAUGUAAUAAAGCUUCAGGAUAAGAGCUAGUUUCUUUUAUAUGGGGAAGAGGGGCAGUUUUAAUAGCAUUAGAUGUUUCGAAAACGUACUUACUGCUUACUUUUAAAGGUAAUGUUUGCUAGGUAAAGCAGUUACUCUUUAUAAUGGAAGCCUGAGGGAGGGUUUCUCGGAAUUUUCCUUGCUUUGCAGGGGUCAAAACAAGCAUAAACAUUUAUUAACACUUCCAGAAAAGCUUUCAUAUCGACUGCGAGAUGUCUCUGCUCCCUUAGAGAUGAUUUUCACACACUAGGCAGAUCUAGCAAAGAAAACGUGAGGACAGUAUGAAACGGUGGCGAAAGCGCGCGCAGAAUUAAAAUCCGGCUUAACCAAUGGAAUCGACGCGCUUUCGUGUUCUCAUUUGACUACGUUAUCCUUUGCUUAAUCUGCCUACCUUUCCAUAGGCAUCAGUUACGCGUCCUCCUAAAACAUGUACUUUUAAAAAUCCCUUCAAACAAAUCAGAACAGAUAUAUACUACACUAUACUACAAUACACUAUAUACUAUACCAUACUAUACUAUAUACUUAAUGUGACUUAUGCAUCUAAUUCAAGAUAGUGUUUUCGCUCUUAAUAUUUGCAACUUCGUGGAGAGAGCCCUGUGAACGAGGUUAUAAUAUAUCUAUGGACGAAAAAGUUCGUUUCACAUCAGAACUCCUUAAGGCUACUGUAUCAUCAGAGAAACGAUAAAAAUGCUGAACGGUGAAAGUAAAACCUCGUUGAAACGACCACUAAUGGGCCACAAAAUCCUGGUUGUAUUUAGGUAAGAAAAUGCCUGAGUUUCAACAGGUUGAUCGAAAGGCGGACCCCACUAUACCGAAUUAUGGAUCUUUCAAAAGGAAACCGCUCCAUCUGUACUCAGUUUCACAUGGUACUGUUUGUUUUUCCGCUCAUUGGAUUUUUUUUGUCGAGUUUUGGCUUUGGCCAACUUCUAGGAUUGAAAAGCGUAAAGAUAAUUGAUUGAUUGACUGUUUUUUUUUUGUUUUUGUUUUUUGUUAGUUUGAAGAAUAAACUACUGUGGUCGAAAUAAAGCCGAGGUGGUCUUAAGGCUGGGCUUCACUUUAUCCGAGUUUAUUACUUUUCUCUGGUUCAUUAACGUUGUGUGCAAUUUAUCUCUUGUAGGAGAUGUCACAAUGAUGGAACUGACUGCCUGGAAUGUAGACAAGAUAUAACGUGAAAAAUAUGUCGAACUUCCUGGAAAACGACUGCCUUGAUAACAGCGAUGGUAUGAACACCCUCUUGGAGUCGUACUUAGAAGAACUCGAUUCUUGGNUUGUGUGCAAUUUAUCUCUUGUAGGAGAUGUCACAAUGAUGGAACUGACUGCCUGGAAUGUAGACAAGAUAUAACGUGAAAAAUAUGUCGAACUUCCUGGAAAACGACUGCCUUGAUAACAGCGAUGGUAUGAACACCCUCUUGGAGUCGUACUUAGAAGAACUCGAUUCUUGGCAGAGAGGAGUACACAAUAUUAGAAUUAUGCAUCAUGAUGUUUGGAAAGGAAGUAGACUAUCCCCUUAUAUAAAGCAACACCGAGCUGGUAGCAGAGUGGAGAGGCAGACAAGAAUCUUACCUACCGGCGGCCAGACGGAUGUUGAUUACAUGUUUGAGGUCGUUGGACAAGAAGUACUUUGUGAUGGGAACCAAGGUUCCAUGUACUUCAAAUCCUGUCCUUGGGAAAACUUUGUCAGAGAUGCAAACUAUGAUAUGACGAACACACACGGGAAGAUUUACUUAAGUAGUGCUUACAAAUCCCGUUUGGAAUGUCAUGAAGUGUAUGACAAGAUAUUUGCAGACGCCCUGAGUUUUGACGAAAUGGAAAAAGCGUUCUUACUCAUUCCUGGAAAGUUUAAAGAGAAUGUCGUACGAAAUUGUGGAUUGGAUUACACACGAAACGAAGCUCUUCCUUCCACCGUGAGUCCAUCAAUAUCUGGGCAAGGUGCAUUAAAAGAAUACGAUGGGGUUCCUUGUCUCAGACUUGCCGACUGGCCACACGUAACGUUAAAUUGGGUCAAGCGGCAAGGGAGAAAUGACGUCACUUUUCAAAGAGAGUGGAAAUCGGAAGUUGUUCAAAAUGUCCCGCUUUUCCUUGUACCAACCGGAAAUCCUAUGGCAGAGGAACAGGACUUGCAAUUCCGGUUAUCAUUCUCUAUGGUGGAGAUAGCUUGUUUCCAACAAAUGAGUUCGACAAUGAGGAAAAUGUACGGCAUCGUCAAAUACAUUUUCAAGGAUUUGUUCCAUGUGAGCGGUCUGUUAAGCUCGUACCAUGUCAAAACUCUGAUGCUGUGGAAAAUAGAGCAAACACCGAUUGAUGAAUGGAGGUCCAAGAACGCGACUGAAUUUAUCAAGGAAAUGAUGGACGAAAUUUAUCAAUCUUUGAACACUAGAAACAUCCCACACUUCUUUGUUGAGAAUUGCAACAUUUUUCCAGCUCAUAAAGUCACUGAUGAAAAUAUUCUCGAAUACUCUACCGUUUUCAAGAACAUGCCAAAACUUUUAGGAGAGACUAUUGAAAAUUUAUUACGUCAAGAUUUGGGAAUUCCAUCCGGUGAAAUCACUCUUAAUUUGGCGAUGGUCAAGUUAGAAAGAAUUCACCACACAGGGUUAGAAGCGUACAUUGCUGGCUACUUGACUAGGCUGCUUAGCGUUAUCACAUUUUCCUUGACAGAGAACUAUGAAGAAAGUCGUGAGCUUGGGAAGGCGUCUUGGGAAGAGAUGAAAAGAAUAUUUGCCAAGUACGAUCACGACCAGCAUGUUAGCAGAAUCAUUCACAUGGUUAAUUCCUGUAUCAGUCGUCUCGACCCCAAGUCUAGAGUCAUUUGUUCAAGGACUGGUCCUGAAGACUGUUCUAUUAAACGUGAUAAUAUGAGUCGCUUAGUGCAUGAGGCGUUUGAAGCGUACACGAAAGGAGACUUAACAGGGGCGAUGGAAUACAUCAGAAGAGUAGAUUCUCAUCCGCAAUCCGAUAAUUUUACACCAGAAGGGAUUGGAAUAUCGAUUACCAAAUUUCAUAAAUGUUUGUACAACGACAAACCAGUACUCAAUGUAAUCCAGUUGCUUGAAAAAGAACACAACGGGCGUUGCCCAAGGUUCUAUUUGGCUCCCUGUCUACUUCUACAACACUUGAAGAUUCAACUGCGAAUGAGCUUUUCUCCUCCCAGUACAGCGGCUCUUCAGGAGGAGAUAGAGGAACUCCAAAGUAUAGUCCAAAAUUUGUCAUUCAAAGAGCCAUAUCUCGGGAGACUGUCUUAUAGAUUUGCGGGCGUUUACCUGUUACAAGGAUACAAGCAAUUCGUAGGUGAUCAGCAGCUCCAUGUGUCAGUUUCUGUUCCAUCUGAAGAAUUCAAUCAGAGACGUUUUGCAACAAAUUUCAAUUUAAGAUGA